AUGCUAUUGCAAGACCUUUCUUUUCCAGUGGCCAUCGGUUCAGCCUUUGGCGCGUUCGCGAUAUACGUAGUCGCUCGAUGUAUCUAUGAUCUGUUUUUCCAUCCAUUGCGCAACUUUCCCGGUCCCAAACGGGCAGCCAUAUGGUCUUUCUACGAGUUCUAUUACGAUGUUAUUAAAGAUGGCACUUAUCUCUGGGAAAUUGAGAAGAUGCACCAAAAAUAUGGACCGAUUGUUCGCAUCAACUCAAGAUCGUUGCAUAUUCACGACCCGGAAUACUUUAACACCAUCUACGCUGGAAGUGGCCGCAAGGUCAACAAAGAACUGUCAGCCGUGUCUGGCUACACAUUUCCGCACUCCACCAUCUCUACUCUCGAACAUGACCUUCACCGCAAACGUCGUGCCAUUGUGAAUCCAUAUUUUUCCAAAAGGGCCGUCGCGGACAUUGAGCCUGCCAUCCACGAGCGUCUUGAUGCAUUGAUCUCUCGUCUCGCAGAGGCAAAGGGAACCGUCGUUGAUCUGACGUGUGCCUUUUCUGCCUUCACUGCGGAUGUUGUCACCUACCACUUCUAUGGCUCUCAUGCAAACUACAUUGGCAGCAAGGACUUCAAGUAUGGACUCAAGGAUGCACUGACUGUGUUGUUGAAUCUGUACAACCUCACACGUUUCCUGCCCAUUCCUCCAACCACACUCAAGAACCUCCCGUUGCCAAUCCUCGGGUUGAUCAACCCGAACUUCCCUCGGGUAGUGUCGGCGCGAGAGGCUAACAAAAAGAUGAUCCGGAACUAUCUCGACAAGCCCGAUGAAGAGAAAAAGGCCAUGAAAGAUGCUAGAUCCAAGUCUGUGAUCGUCAGCGCAUUGACGGACCCCACUGUGCCCGAGGAGGAGAAAACACUGGAUCGUCUGUUGGAUGAGGGCGAAACCAUCAUAUUUGCUGGAAUUGAUACCACUGCUAGAACACUCUCCGUUGCGCUGUUCCACUUACUCAACAAUCAGAAGGUGCUGAUGAAGCUGCGCAAAGAAUUGGAGACUAUUGCAAAGCCGGAUGGUCAACAAUGGACCACGACAGAGCUUGAGGCUGUGCCCUAUAUGAGAGGUGUCGUCCAGGAAGCAAUCCGACUUACGUACGGUUUGGUCGUGCGGAUCCCGAGAAUCUCUCCAAACGAAGCUCUCCAGUACAACGGUUUCGUUAUUCCACCCGGAACACCAGUCAGCCAGUCAACCUACCUGGUCAAUAACGACGCUUCCAUAUUUCCCAAUCCUCAAAUCUUCGAUCCGGAGCGUUGGGUCAAGGCUGCACAAGAUGGUACCAACCUCGACAAAUACAUGGUCAGCUUCAGCAAGGGCAGCAGAGCAUGCCUUGGUAUCAACCUGGCAUAUGCAAAACUCUACCUCGGUAUCGCAAGGGUUGCAACAUCCUUAGAUAUGGAGCUAUUCGAAACGACACAGAAAGAUAUGGAUGUAUACCAUACGCGCGGGUUCGCCUUUCCCAAGGAGGGUGACGGUUCAGUCAAGGCACGGGUAAGGGGUCUGUGCAAAGAGUAA
This is a messenger RNA of Penicillium bovifimosum, 1542 nucleotides long. RefSeq names its product cytochrome P450. The transcript has 5 exons. NCBI's taxonomy places the organism in Eukaryota, Fungi, Ascomycota, Eurotiomycetes, Eurotiales, Aspergillaceae. Gene Ontology annotation, molecular function: heme binding; monooxygenase activity; iron ion binding. Bases 1 to 1542 code for a protein of 513 amino acids. The record is from RefSeq and is a predicted model, not a curated record.